This is a messenger RNA of Populus euphratica (Euphrates poplar), 1471 nucleotides long. RefSeq names its product binding protein (gene ARPC4). Gene Ontology annotation, cellular component: Arp2/3 protein complex; actin cytoskeleton. Gene Ontology annotation, biological process: actin filament polymerization; Arp2/3 complex-mediated actin nucleation. The record is from RefSeq and is a predicted model, not a curated record. Gene Ontology annotation, molecular function: actin filament binding. The transcript has 8 exons. Bases 719 to 1228 code for a protein of 169 amino acids. Lineage: Eukaryota; Viridiplantae; Streptophyta; Magnoliopsida; Malpighiales; Salicaceae.
UUCCCUCUCACAGGCUGCUAGCCACACCUCUAACCUCAUUGGCCACCACCAUUGAUCCUCUCUCCCUCAACUCGUCGUCGACGACCCUUCCCUCUUCUUCUUCCUUGUCCUUCCUGACCAAUGACCACCAGCUGAAACUCAACCAGCCCACCAGAAAACCCACAACAACGUCAUCAACCCUUUUCUCUCUUUCCUUGAUGAAAUCCCUCUCCUCACACCCAAGCAAAACCAUCACCAAGCGCCACCAUCUCUUCGUCUCUGUCCACACCAACACCAGGCAAAAACUGUUACCAAUCAACUAUUCUCUCAAACAUCAUUUCUUCUGAACUGAUACUAUCUUUUAUAGUUUCUCUAAUUUGUCGCAGGCCAAACAAUGCAGGAUUGAGAGGAUAAAAUGCAAGAGUGCAGGGACUAAGAGAAGUUGGGUCAGUUUAGCCAAUUAAAAAAGAAAAAAAAGAAAAAAAUAAAACCACAGUCAUGCCAUUAGUAAAGUUAAACGACGUGUAGUUUUUCCACGUAAGUGCAAGGCGUAUUCUGCCAGCAGAAGCAACAAACAAGACCCAUCAAAACUUCCACCAAGUCAAAUCACACCCACCUCCCACUCCAUCUCCAAGCCCACAGCACCACCAACAACAAUUCUUCGCAAUCCAAAAAAUCGAAAUUGUUAAAAACGUUGCAGUUUCGGCACAAUCAAUCUCAAAUCCGCAGCUCUGCCUAAAUGGCAACUUCAUUGCGCUUGUAUUUAACAUGUAUACGGAAUACUUUAGAGGCAUCCUUGUGCCUGCAGAACUUCCCUUGUCAAGAAGUUGAAAGGCAUAACAAACCAGAGGUCGAAAUGAAGACGAGCCCGGAACUUUUGCUAAAUUCUAUUUUGAUAUGUAGAAAUGAGGCUGAAAAGUGCUUAAUAGAAACAUCUAUUAAUUCGUUGCGUAUUAGCCUCAAGGUAAAGCAGGCAGAUGAGCUUGAAAACAUACUAACUAAAAAAUUUCUUAGAUUUUUAUCAAUGAGGGCAGAGGCAUUUCAAGUGUUGAGACGAAAGCCUGUACAGGGUUAUGACAUUAGCUUUCUAAUCACAAACUUCCACUGUGAGGAGAUGCAGAAACGCAAACUCAUCGAUUUUAUUGUGCAAUUCAUGGAAGACAUUGAGAAGGAGAUAAGUGAAUUGAAAAUGUCUGUGAACACACGAGGGAGGCUGGUUGCUACAGAGUUUCUGAAGCAAUUUAUUUAAUUAUGAUGCCAGUGCUAUUUAUCCAAACAUUGAAUGCCCGAGACACAGCCUGAGACUGUUUUUGGGUUAGUGGUAUUUAGCAUGCCUGCUUGCUUCAGUCAUUCGUUUUAAUGUCUUGUAAAAUUGUCGUUGUGUGAGAUGUAAUUUUCCAUCCUCAACUUGAGUCAUAUUGAUAAACCAUCUUCCCCCCUAGUUUGAAAGACAGGCCAAUCAAUCAAAGAUCGAAAGUCACAAUUCAUGUGU